GUUACGUACGCCCUUCUUCAGUGUUUUAUUCUCUCUCUAUAUAUAGCAUCAAAUUAGAAUACCCCUCAUAGCUCACUCCACAAUUCUUGCAGUUUCACGAAUCUUUGUCUCAUAUCCUAUGGGCCCGCAAGAGGUCAUUAUGUUUACUGAUAUGGCUGUGGAAGCUGCAAGGAUGAGAGAGGAGACAAGGCGGAUGAAUGAGUUGCUAAGGUCUCUUCAGCUUGCGCUUCGUGAGAAAGCCAAGGAAUACGAAAUGCUUAAGAAGAAGAAGCAGAGCAUGGUUGCUAAGGAAUCCCCCAAGCUGAAACUGGUUGAUGAUUUCAUGCUCUUCCUUGCUGCAAUUGACAAAAACGAUAGGGAGAAUGCCCUGAAUUUCGAUGAAAAAGCAAUGAUGAAUUCUAUUCUCGCUAUGAUGAACGGUGGCAACAAUGGCGAACUUGCUGCUGAUGGCGGUAAAAAAGAAGCCUGAAAUCAAAUUUACAACUACUUUCAUAGCUCCAGUAUUCGGCUUUUUUGGAUUGUAAGAUUAAAUAAACUCGGAACAAUUAUGGUUGCUGAAAAAGCCCAGGGCUUAUGUUUUCAAGAAUCUGUACUUGGUUAUGUUUUUGUUCAUUCUGUAACAUUUUCAAGUUAAUGUUUGCAUGCUGCUGUUCCUAA
Gossypium raimondii (Peruvian cotton) is the source of this 657-nucleotide messenger RNA. RefSeq lists its product as uncharacterized. The coding region runs from base 119 to 469 and encodes 116 amino acids. The record is from RefSeq and is a predicted model, not a curated record. The transcript has 2 exons. Lineage: Eukaryota; Viridiplantae; Streptophyta; Magnoliopsida; Malvales; Malvaceae.